UCUGACUUACGCAUGGUCCACGUAUCUGAACAGGAAACAAGAAAUAUGUCCAAACAACUGCACUUGACAAGGGAGACUUAUUUCAGGUGAUAUCUUUAUUUUUUUGUUGGCAGUCGUUGACACACACUCUAUCUGUACUAUAUUCUUCGGACGUCAUCUUUCCCGCGAAGACAAUUCCUGGAGAAGAGGUUCAAGCAGGGGGUCACGAUGGCACAGAAGGUCCUGGUGACUGGGGGAGGAGGCUAUAUCGGCAGCCACUGUGUGGUGGAACUGAUUGAGGCGGGAUUCUGCCCUGUGGUCAUAGAUAACUUCAGCAAUGCCGUCCAAGGAGGAGAAAGGGAUGUCCCUGAGAGCCUGCAGAGGAUAGAGAAAAUCCUGGACACCAGCAUUGAGUUCUAUGAGCUGGACCUGCUGGACCGCCCAGGCCUGGAGGAGCUCUUCAAACAGCAUUCAUUCAGUGCUGUAAUGCACUUUGCUGGUCUAAAAGCGGUGGGUGAGUCCGUUGAGCAGCCAUUGAGGUACUAUCAGGUCAACCUCACUGCAACCAUGAACUUGCUUGAGGUGAUGCAGACUCAUGGCGUGCGCAAUCUGGUCUUCAGCAGCUCAGCCACGGUGUAUGGAGACCCCCAGCGGCUUCCCAUAGACGAACAGCACCCUGUUGGUGGGUGCACCAACCCCUACGGCAAGACCAAGUUCUUCAUAGAGGAGAUGAUUAUUGACCAGUGUAAGGCAGAGAAGGACUGGAACGCGGUGCUGCUGCGCUAUUUUAACCCGAUCGGGGCUCACUCCUCUGGGCUCAUCGGAGAAGACCCUCAGGGCAUCCCCAACAACCUGCUGCCCUAUGUCGCCCAGGUGGCCAUUGGGAGAAGAAAACACCUCAAUGUGUUUGGGAAUGACUACGAUACUAUUGAUGGAACAGGAGUGCGAGAUUACAUCCACGUUGUGGAUUUGGCCAAAGGACACAUAGCUGCCCUCAAGAAACUGAAGGACAAUUGUGGAUGCAAGGUGUAUAAUUUAGGAACAGGAACUGGUUACUCUGUGCUCCAGAUGGUGAAGGCUAUGGAGAAGGCCUCAGGGAAGGAAAUCAUGUACCUGAUCGCCCCUCGGCGAGGAGGAGAUGUAGCAUCCUGCUAUGCUGACCCCCUUCUGGCUGAGAAAGAGCUGGGCUGGAAAGCUGACUUCGACCUGGAGAGAAUGUGUGAGGACCUGUGGCGCUGGCAGUCCAAAAACCCAACCGGAUUCACUAAUAACAGCCCGUCUUCAAUAUGAUGUCACUCAAUGCUCAUCUUCUUCACGUACUCCUAUGUUACUGGGCCAAAGCAAAUCAUAAAGUUCUUCAUUUUUCUUUCGCGUUCACACAUGAAGAGACCUCAAGGCAAAAUGAAUGAUUUAUAUUUCAUAAUGACUUAAUAUUAUGUUGUUGAUUCCAUACAGGUACUUCUCCAAUGCUUAGGUGAAAAAUACCAUGUCUUAUCUCUGUCUUGUCAUUUGUAUGUAUUGUCAUAGACAUUUUCUCCAAUGAUAUAAUAGCUGAGUCAAUAGCCAUAAAAAUGGGGAAAUAAAUACAUUUUCUAAACAAAGAAAAUAUAUUGUGUCAUUGUGAAAUCAUUUUUUCAUUUUUUAACCACAAUAUGUAGAUUAAACUGAAAUUGCAGCCAACUUUCUUAGGCGUGUUUAAAAAAUAACGAUAUUUUGGAUAUUAUUUCCUUUUCAAACAACCGAAAGUGAGCAGCUUAUUUUCCACCAUAAUUUGCAAAUAAAUUCAUUGUAUGAUUUUUAAUGUGAUUUUCUGGAUUUUUUUUCUCAUUUUGACUGUCAUAUUUGAAGUGUAACUAUGAUGAAAAUUACAGGCCUCUCUGACCUUUUUAAGUGGGAGAACUUGCACAAUUGGUGGCUAACUAAAUACUUUUUUGCCCCACUGUAAUUGAUCAAUUAAAUUGUAAAUGUGGAUGGGUACGCUACUUCAUUCAAUGAGUACAGCAUUGUACAAGGUAGAUACAGGAGUAGCCUAUAGUCUACAUAAUAAAGUCAUUGAAUGUA
Molecule: messenger RNA, 2040 nt
Organism: Oncorhynchus gorbuscha (pink salmon)
Lineage: Eukaryota; Metazoa; Chordata; Actinopteri; Salmoniformes; Salmonidae
Product: UDP-glucose 4-epimerase-like
Exons: 11
Coding region: 208-1269 (353 amino acids)
Biological process (GO): beta-D-galactose catabolic process via UDP-galactose, Leloir pathway
Cellular component (GO): cytosol
Molecular function (GO): UDP-glucose 4-epimerase activity
Source: RefSeq, a predicted model, not a curated record